Messenger RNA from Sesamum indicum (sesame), 1105 nucleotides. Lineage: Eukaryota; Viridiplantae; Streptophyta; Magnoliopsida; Lamiales; Pedaliaceae. The record is from RefSeq and is a predicted model, not a curated record.
CGCUGCCCAUAGUUGCCGUGUAGACGACAAAUAGGCAAGAAGAGGGACAGAAGCCGGAAAAACCCAAAAAAAAGAAAAAAAGAAAGAAGACGAAAAGGGGAGGAUAUGGAGAAAGAAGAGGGGACGAGGAAAGGGCCGUGGACGGAACAAGAGGACGUUCAGCUGGUAUUUUACGUGAACUUGUUCGGGGACCGACGAUGGGAUUUCAUAGCGAAAGUUUCAGGUUUGAAGGUGGCGGGAGACAGACUAUAUAGGGUUAACUGCCUGAUAACUUUGUGUGUAGGUCUGAAAAGAACAGGCAAGAGUUGCAGGUUGCGUUGGGUUAACUACCUGCACCCUGGACUCAAAAGGGGCAAGAUGACCCCUCAUGAAGAGCGCCUUGUUCUUGAGCUUCACUCCAAAUGGGGCAACAGAUGGUCAAGAAUUGCUCGGAAAUUACCCGGUCGCACCGACAAUGAAAUCAAGAACUACUGGAGGACCCAUAUGAGGAAAAAGGCUCAAGAGAGGAAAAAAACUAGUAUUAUUUCUCCAACGUCGCCCUCAUCCUCGUCCUCCUCCAACUCCAAUAGCCCUGCCGUGGGAUUCGAGCCCAUGAUUGAAACCGAGGGGCGAAGUUUUUACGACACGGGUGGGGUGGAUAUUGCUACCGGACAAAACAACAGCGGAGUGGAGAUAGAAGGAAGCGCCGAGGUUUAUUCCAUGGAUGAAAUAUGGAAGGACAUAGAGUUGUCUGAGGAAAGUAGCAAUUUGAGAAGCCAAGGAGUGAUGAGCAGUAGUACCCCUCCUAUAUGGGAUUUUUGGGCAGCUGACUCACUGUGGUCCAUGGAUGGUCAAGAUGCUGCGAGCAAGAUGGAUUCUUUCCCUUUUUACUACAAUCAUCUGACUGGCUAACUAGAAAGUUCAUUCAUUUAAAAGGAAGACAAGAAUUUGUUCAUACAACUUAGCCUCUAUAUAUAUGUCUUAAGGAAUAUUAAUGUCCCAAGUUCUAACUCUUUUUUGUAUAGAUUUAGGGUUUUCUGCAGCACGUACGUAGUCGUCAAGUACUUUGUCAUCAAGUCGUUGUAAUAAUUAUGGUUCGAGUACUGAGUAGUUUAAUUUGUUAGUA